AAAUGUCUCAAAUAGGCGGUGCCACGUGUACUUGGAGGUAUUUAGGCCGAUUUGUGACACUUGGAAUUUAUGCAUCUGUUGCAUUAUUUGUAUGGUAUACACUGGUCCCAACAAGGAGUAAACAUAAAGAUUCCAUUGCAAUUAACAACAAUAAUGCAGACCCCGCCACUGCUUUAAUUCCUGUACAUACCAAAAAUGUAGUUAUCUACGCUGCAACGAAAUUCUUCGGACACCCAAUUACCACUGAGAGGUUCCUUGCGACUUGCCCUGAUGUUCAGAAUUACUGUCGAAUAACACAAGAAGAAUCAGAAUUCGAUAAUGCUGAUGCUGUGCUAUUUCAUAAUGCAGAUUAUCGUGGCAGUACGGAUAAAUUCAAAAAGAUGAAAUCCCAACGAAAACCAGGAGUUCCAUAUGUGCUAUGGUCUCUCGAAAGUCCGACCAAUGACAUGUUCCGUCCGGAUAGUCACAUGAUCAAUUGGACAAUGACCUACAGAACUGAUUCCGAUGUCUGGGCACCAUAUGGUACAAUUGUGAAGCUGAAAAAUCCAGUGGAAGUUGACCUGAAUGCAAUUUGGGAGGGAAAAACAAAAACUGCCACGUGGCUUGCUUCAAACUGUAUUACUCAAAAUCAUCGGUUCGAUUUGAUCAAGAAAAUUAUUGAUAAUGGAUUUGAAAUUGAUAUUUGGGGCAAUUGUGGAAAACAAGUCUCCCAAUGCGCUGGAGUGGACAACCAGGAAUCGCCUUGCGUGUUGGAAUUGAUCAAACCUUACAAGUUUUACAUUUCUAUGGAAAACUCUAAUUGUAAGGAUUACGUUACUGAGAAAUUCUGGAAAGCUUUAAACGAUCGAAUGACAAUUCCAAUUGUCCUUGCGAGGAAGUACUAUAAGGAUUUGGGAGUCCCGGACUCUGCGUACAUUGCUGUGGAUGACUACGCAACUUUAGAUGAGUUUCUUGCUCAUGUCAAGAAAGUGAAUAAGGAGAAGGAUCUGUUUUUGAGUUACCAUCAAUGGAGGAAAGAAUGGAAAGUAAUAAUUGGAAGUGGCUUCUCCGGCUGGUGCACACUUUGCAACAAACUUCAGGACAAAGACUACAUUUUGAAAAAUCCGAAAUCUUACAAGGAUGUUGCAUGGUGGCAUUCAUUCGAAAUGUGCAAUAAUCAGAUAGCUUCGAAAUAUUUGUAGUUGUUUUUAUUCUAUUUUAUAUUAAUUUAAUUAUUUUCAUAUUUAUUCGAAACUGGGGUUUUUACGGGUUUUAAGGAACUGAAAUGUGAUAAUUUUGAUAGAUGUGAUGAUUUCAAACGAAUUUAUUUACAUUUAUGUGUUUUUAGACUUUUUACAACAAUUACAAGCUUUGAGUUUUUACGGGAAAAAAUACCAAUAAAUUAUUAAUGAUU
This is a messenger RNA of Caenorhabditis elegans, 1393 nucleotides long. RefSeq names its product Alpha-(1,3)-fucosyltransferase fut-6 (gene fut-6). NCBI's taxonomy places the organism in Eukaryota, Metazoa, Nematoda, Chromadorea, Rhabditida, Rhabditidae. Gene Ontology annotation, molecular function: fucosyltransferase activity. Gene Ontology annotation, biological process: N-glycan processing; glycoprotein biosynthetic process. Gene Ontology annotation, cellular component: membrane; Golgi cisterna membrane. The record is from RefSeq and is marked reviewed.